GACCACAUCAUUCCUCCGGUGAACUGGUAAUGACUGUGAAUGUUAUGUACCUUAAUCUAUUGAUAUUUGUAUAAACCACUCAUUGUUCCAAUGUCGGGUGAAAUAUCGCAGAAUUUUGACGGGAAAACCGAAAACUACCAUGGUAACGAGGUAGUGACGGUCAAGUUUCGUACGGAUGCGAAUGAAACACUGACGCAAGCGUUCGACCUGAAUACCGACAUCGGUGCGCUCAGGUCGCACCUGCACCGGACGCUGAACACGGACCCGAACCUCAUCGUCAUCGAACGCGGUGAAGCGGGGGGCGAAGUGUCGCGUCUGCCUCGAGAUGGGCAGACGCUCAAGGAGCUCGGAGCAACGUCACUGGGAAUUUUCGAACUACACUUGCGGGGCGACGGCAUACAGCUUCCCAAACCACCCGCUUACUACUUGCCAGCGGUGGACGUCAUCACAGUGGACGUUGACCACAGGCGACUCGUGGUGGAAAUCGAACGGUGUGGAGCUGUGGACGGCCAUAAGCGAUGGCUGGGGGGGUACCGGGACAAGCGCACCGGCAAGAUGUACUUUCAUGCGGCCGCGCAGACCGAUCCCAAGGCUGUAGCAACCGACGCGCCCGCUGUUCCCCGGACAGACGGCCGGACGCAGACUUGCAUCGACAGGGCGGUAGGCCGGUCAUCGAGCCGACCUGUGUGGACGCAGACCGACGACUACUGCGGCAGUUUCGGGUACACAGAUGGCAGAUGGGUAAUACCGAAGCGUUACCAUAGUUACGAGUCGUGGUUACGAGAAGAUCACGUCCUGAGCAGUGUGCUCAAGAUACAGCGGGCGUUCAGGAGGACUUUGGCGGCACGCGAGAGAAGGCGUAUAGCGGCUGAAGCCGAAGCGAAAACUGAUGACGAGCAACGGCGGCUGCUGAGGCAGCGGCAAUCCCGCAGCAUGACGUCGGGACCGGACGGCGGUGCGGCAGCGGCGGCGACAUCAGCUCUUGAAUCCAAGCAGCAGCACUUCUAUUCGCUGUACACGAUGAUCGGAAAGUGGUGGAAGAAGGAGCGACAGCGGAUCAAGGAAAUCGAGGCGGAGAACUCAAGGAAGGCGGCGCAGAUGAAUCUGCUCAAGAAGGAGAUCAAGUUCCUGUUGGAGGUGGAGAAGCAGCGAUCAGAGCUCAAAUACGAGCUGACCAAACACGACGACGUGACGUUCCUGAACAAGACGUCUAAGCCCAAGAUGUUCAAGAACAAAGCGGGAAAGCUUCUGACCGUGGACACGGUGGGCAACCAGAAGGCCCGAGCGCUAAAAGAGAUCUAUUCAAAAAUCGUGAUUCCGUCCGACGGCGUAGACCGGGCUGAAGCGCUCGACGAGCUGUAUGCCGCGGUGUCCGAGUCGAGUUACAAGUACAAGGAGCACUUGCUGGCGGCCGUAGCUAUGGAAAAGGGCCUGGCCGGUAUGGGUGCGGAUGCGGACAGCCUGCGAUCAGCGCGAUCCCGGGUGGAGCAGAUGUUCCGGCACUACAUCCGGCAGCCGGACGUGAACCCGGAAGCGGACUCAUACUAUCGGCCUACCGAGAAGCGUGUGCUCAACGUGUACACGUGCAUCCGGUGCAAGCGCAACCUGGCGGCCACAGACUUCUCGCUAGAGAGCCGCGUGAACCGGACCAAUGUGUGCGCAAAUUGCGAAUGGACCGAACAGGUGGGCCACAAGCGCAUCGACAUGGCCCCGUACCGACGCAUGUUGAAGGCCCUCCGGCACGACGAGAUGCAGAAGGCCGCGUACGGGUCGGAGUGUUUCUUGAUGCAGCCUACCGAGGUGUACCGGCUGGUGUCCGUCGUGUGGCGCGAGAAGUCAGCCGUCGGCGAGUCAGGUCAGCUCAAUGGGCUUCGGCUGGUCCGGUGGCGUCGUAACGAGCCCUGGUCGCCGUGGAAUUGCGUGCUGCUGACCCGGGCCGAGGCGGAGGCCCACUGCCGGCUGGACGGUGACCCGGCUGACUGCUACGACGAGCAGUUCGUCCGGUCCGUCACCAACAGGCACAUGAUGGCCCGAUUGCAGUUCGGAAAUCUGGUGCAGGCGGUCGACCAUCGGACUGCCGAUAAGGCGAAACCGCUGUCAAAACAUUGGAAAACGGUCGCCGAUCGUUUCAACAUUAAAGGCUCAUAAAUAAACGUAACCGCACGAGCGUUCGCUCUGAUCAUCUGGAUGAGUCUAUACUGAGGUUGGACCUUAACAUUUUUCAAGUAAAAUCGUAGCUUAUGGAAUUUUAACUUGACAAACUCAUGAUAUAGGGGUCAAACGUUUUAUCCAAUCAACACCCAAUACAACAUCAUACGAAUAGGUAGGUAGGUAGCACAUAAGCCCACAUUAUAGGCUAUUAUAGAGAUUUAAUUCCUAUACAAAUAUUUUUAUUUGAUUAGUUGAUGAGAUAUAAGAUAAAAACUAUUUUCAAUCCCCUUCUUAAUAUGAACAAAGAUUUAUAGAAAUUUUUUUUGGCAAUUUUGUUAUUUGAUGGUGCCAUUAACUAUCUAGCUUAGUUUUGACGUUCGCUCGAAAAUCUUUCCACCACAAAACUCAAUAUUAAUAGAUUAUUAUAUUUCUGUUGCAAGUAUUAUUACAAGUAGUAGGUGUCUAUCUAGUUUAGUUAUUCAUAUAGGUCCUUGACAUUAGUAGUCAUCAAUAUCAAGUUAAUAGAUACCUAACAGGUAGUAGAUACCUAGUAUAACAAUAUAUGAUGAUCUUCUAAGGCUGUGCCUAGUGGUUCCAUUGCUAGAUACGAUAAUUUAUUAUUUGGUAUUACAUAAUUAAUACUUAAUGCUAGUUUUUAAAAAACUGGAUACCUGUAUAACAUUUGUAUAUUUUGUAAAUCAUGAACACAUGAUUGCAAAUUGAUGGGCAAGUUAUUUUAGUGGAGAAGAUUCCUCAACUUGGAAACUUUUUAUUAUGAUUAGGCAUUUUAAUUCUUGUUGUAACAUAUUAUGGUCUAUUUUUUAUUAUUUAAUUCAAAAUUAUUUAAGUUUGGUAUGUUUUGUCAUUGUUUUUCGGCCAGCAGUAGUCUGCAUCGCAUUUUUUCAAACACUUAUUUCUCGCCUAAGUCAUACAUAAUAUUAUUAAACAAUAAACUUAUAUUCUCACAGUGGAUACUGACAGU
Molecule: messenger RNA, 3133 nt
Organism: Acyrthosiphon pisum (pea aphid)
Lineage: Eukaryota; Metazoa; Arthropoda; Insecta; Hemiptera; Aphididae
Product: IQ and ubiquitin-like domain-containing protein
Exons: 1
Coding region: 91-2148 (685 amino acids)
Biological process (GO): cilium assembly; flagellated sperm motility
Cellular component (GO): acrosomal vesicle; motile cilium
Source: RefSeq, a predicted model, not a curated record